Molecule: messenger RNA, 1434 nt
Organism: Sus scrofa (pig)
Lineage: Eukaryota; Metazoa; Chordata; Mammalia; Artiodactyla; Suidae
Gene: ITPA
Product: inosine triphosphatase
Biological process (GO): nucleoside triphosphate catabolic process
Cellular component (GO): cytoplasm
Molecular function (GO): nucleoside triphosphate diphosphatase activity
Source: RefSeq, a predicted model, not a curated record
CUUCCGCCACCAGCCGGAAGUGCCUGCUACUCGGGGCAGAGGAGCUUCCGGUGAGUCCGCGAGGGAGCUGCGGCUCACCAUGGCGAACUCUUUGGUCGGGAAGAAGAUCGUGUUUGUCACGGGGAACGCAAAGAAACUAGAGGAGGUCAUUCAGAUUCUAGGAGAUAAGUUUCCAUGCACUCUGGUGGCACAGAAAAUUGACCUGCCAGAGUACCAAGGAGAGCCUGAUGAGAUUUCCAUUCAGAAGUGUAAGGAGGCAGCUCGCCAGGUGCAGGGCCCUGUACUGGUGGAGGACACUUGUCUGUGCUUCAACGCCUUUGGAGGCCUCCCUGGUCCCUACAUAAAGUGGUUUCUGGAGAAGUUAAAGCCUGAAGGUCUUCACCAGCUCCUGGCAGGGUUCCAGGACAAGUCGGCCUAUGCACUCUGCACAUUUGCGCUCAGCACUGGGGACCCCAACGAGCCUGUGCGCCUCUUCAAAGGCCGGACCUCGGGCCAGAUUGUGGUGCCUCGAGGCAGCCGGGACUUUGGCUGGGACCCCUGCUUUCAGCCUGAUGGAUACGAGCAAACGUAUGCAGAGAUGCCCAAGGCUGAGAAGAACACCAUCUCCCAUCGCUUCCGGGCCCUGCUGGAGUUGCAAGAGUACUUUGGCAGCCUGACUCCUCCUGGGGCUGAGGCAGCGCAUGUUAUCUCUCCUCUGCGCCCUUGGUCUGCGGUGCAUUCGUUAAGCCCAAACCCUGUCCAGUGAUGUGAUGGCGUCUGUGAGCCAGGUAUUCUGUUUACUGCUGCUGCUCCCAGGUACACACGGGUCCACAAUCCCUGCUGCCUGCUGCUGCUGUUACCAACCGCCUAAGGGCCAAGCUGGGAACCUGACACCUUCUCCCCACAUGCCACCAUCCCUGCCAUCCCCGAGUGCUGCUCCAGGUGCAGGAUGGAAAUCUGGAACCUGUGUAGCAGUCAGGAUAGUUCAGAACUGCUGCUCUGACCCACACACCUGUUUCAGUCUGUUAUGGGAACUCCUAUUGUGGUGCAGCAGAAACAAAUCCAACUAGUAUCCAUGAGGACAAAGGUUCGAUCCCUGGCCUCACUCAGUGGGUUAAGGAUCUGGAUCCCACGUCGCAGGGAGCUAUGGUGUAGGUCGCAGAUGCAGCUCGGAUAGCAUGUUGCUAUGGCUGUGGCCAGUGGCUACAGCUGUUUCAUCCCUUAGCCUGGGAACCUCCGUAUGCCACGAGUGCAGCCCUAAAAACCAAAAAAAGAGAGAAAAAUCUCCUGUCAGGCUGCUGUGCAGCUGCCUCUGGGAGCCCGGGCCUUCCUGAUCUCCACACCACCAGCCACUGGCUUCUUCCUCAGGGCCCUUCCCAGAACACUUGCCGGGCGGGUGCCUGGCAACAUGGCAGCAUAGAGGCCUCCUGCAGUCGGAAGUAACAGCCCUUAGAC